AUUCGGUAACCUGAAUUCGAUCCCAAGGAUUCUCUUCUUGCUUGCCAUUGUGAUCAAAUUCAGCUUACCAAAUUCCACAACCAUUCACAACCACGAACGUUGAACAUUUCGAAUAAUGUCGAGUCGUGAGUUCCAGAUGUUGAUCGGUUUUCGGCAUCUCUUGAUUCGUCGGACGAGAGAAGUAGGUGUUGACAAGUGCCAUCCAUUCUACUAAACGAGAUGAACGAGGGAAAGACGAACAAUAGGUCCUCCAGAGGUAAGUUUGAACAAAUAGCUUCAUCUCGCAUAAUGUCAAUUAAUAAUAUGUCGUGUUCUAUCACUCUGAGAUCGAUGAUGAGAGCGAGGUCUUGUAUCGAAAAUAUUCAGAUGGUCUGUAGUGAGCUAGAGUAGAGGGUCGUGGUGAGUCGUCAAGUCUGUUGAGUGUAGGAAAUUUGCACAUUGGAGAGACGAGUUGGACUCCCUUCAUUAGCGUCGAUUAUGCAUCAUCGAGUCGAGCGUUUGAAGACCAUGACCAAGGUACUUACAAAUAUUCGAAAUUGAAACCCUUGAAUGAAGAUGCUAUCCGUGAUCAUCUCAUGGUCAUGAUAAAUAAAGAGGACAACAAGAACAAACUUUCUCAACAAUCUAACUUUUAGGGACGAGCAUCAACCUAGUAGACAAACAAGAAAAGUAAGUACGUCAAAAACACACGCAAGUAUAAUUCGCUUUGAUUGAAGGGGGCAGUGAAAUAUAGCUAAAGGUGGAGUAAAAAUCGUACUAACUACGAAGAACAAGGCACCAGCUGCAUAUCUACAGAAGAAAGAAGACCAAAGCACUAAGUAUCAAAUUGUGCAUGGGCCACUUCGUGUCCUACAGCGUCAUUUUUUUAUUUGGAAAGAAGAAUUUUUCUGAAACUGAUUCAUCAUCAUCCUGUUGUUACUUAUCGUUUCGUAUUUGCUUCGUGGUAUACCUGUCAGGGUGACGAGUGACGCAUCGUCUUCAUAUUAGUCUUCCUAACUAUAGGAUAUUCGUUAGCAGUUGCAAAAAGACAAGAUGGUAGAUGAAUCUGACUACAUUAAGAAUAAAGAUCGGAGGGGGGAAUGCUUCGCGGCUUUGUUUUCAGAAAACACGGAUAUGCGACUGCGCAGAAAAUUUGGACGCGGAGACCUCACCGUCAGGGCAGCGGAUACAGAAACGUUUAAAGCGUUCUGGCACCGUGGAUACGAAGCAACGGACCAGGGUGAUUUAUGAUCUUCUUGUUUUUUUCUCGUUGUCGUUACCUCAUUGAAGAUUGGUGUAUCUCUUUGGACCCUCUUGCUCGCGUCUUGGAGCUUUUUUCGUCAAAGGUACGGAAAAAGACGGAAAGCGAGAAAGGGCAAUCUUCAUCUUGAAGUUUAUGAAAUGAUUUUUUACCAAACUCCUCUAUCUAACGAGCGUUCGUCGGCGUUUCCAGGACGCAGAUGAAGGCCCUUCCGAAUGGGUCACUGUGUUGCCUCAUGAGCGUGCGCAGAUGCUUACGCGGCUGAAACUCUUCCUGACGAAAUUCCCGACUGCCGACGCAAUUGAUACCGAGACAGCACCAUUAGACCUCUGGACGAAACUGGUAACAAAGGAAAAUUACAGUGCAGAGUACACGAAUGGACCCAAAGCGCUCUUCGAAUUUCUUGGAGGUGACAAGGCUCUUCAAAAAUUCGUGGAUGUAGCUCAAGAACAACACAGAAGAGCAGAGGCCGACGAGGCAAAUGCUAGAAAAGAAUACGACGCAGCCAAGAACCCCCGGAAAUUCAAGUCUCUAGUCAGGAGAGUAAUGAACUCCCUCGGAGCAUCUGGGCAUUCUGAUGAGCAAUUGGAGGCCGCGAAAACGGAGAAAGAGAAUGCUGCCACCGUUCUCGCUAAUAGCAAACAAGAGAAAAACAUCAAGGCUUGGAAGCUCAAAAUCCUUCGAGAUGCCAUGGAUGGCAAGGAGAUCACGACUAAGGAGCUAGAGGACGCUACCGAGGGCGCGACCAAUCCUCUUUCAUCAACAGAAAAAGGUGAACCACAAGGAGGAGGAGCAAUAGGCGCCUCUUCCUUCCUCUCUGGUACAGUCAACGAUCCGUCCAUCUCGUCAGUAGUCCGUGGCGGCCUCCGAGCAUCAUCUUCGUCGGCAGCAUUACUCACCUACGUAGACCCAUUUUCCGCAGCGCUGUGUGUAGGAAGUGCAUUCCUCGGCGCCUUGGUGUUCCACAAGUGUGUGCGGCGAAACCGUCGCGGAAUGAACCUAUUUGGCAAAUCGGAGGAGGAGAGAACUCUGCUGCCUUUGCGGCAGUAACUGAAGCAAUCGCUUUAGGUACUAACUUGAUUUGUCGUGCUUGUAGUAAGAAAAAUGUUAAAUCAUCUGGCACAUAGGAUCUGAUGACUUCUGGUAAAGAACAAGUCUACAUGUGAUGACUUCUACUGAUUCUGGUCUCAAAGCUGAUUUGGUAGGUCAGAUCGGAGACAUAUGACAUGACGUGAUGACUUCUACAUAGGUGUCAGGCCGACUGAGUCAGAAUGUUCUCAUGAUCCCCUGAUCCCUUCGUCUUCCUCCAUGGUGUCGCUUCAGGCUGUGAGAACCUAGGAGUUUGGUCAAGUGGUCAUGAUCUGAAGCAACCAAAGCGAUCUCACUGAAUCAAUGGUAAUCAACUGAUCUGGUUCAAUGGUAUCGCGCAACACUUCAACUUGAAACACCAACGUUCGAAUCCUUGAAGAUGAAAGACUUGCAAACCCAUGAAUUCCGCACGAAAGCGCAUGCAACGAGGAUAACCUAAGACCUCAAACCUUUGAUGAUGGUGCUCCAUCCUUACCAUGAACCCGCUACCAAACACACAGUGCUAGGUAGUCCGUUUACACUGACAAGGGCUCCAUAGGGGCACUAGCUUGAAAAGCUUUGCGACCAGAGUGUCGAUAGAAUCGCGUCCUAACAGUCUACCUAGCUCCUUGUAGCAUCUUAGAAGUUUGCAACUUCUCAAAACUUGCAUUCUCUCAAGACCUAGACACUCAUCAUUCCACCUAGUUCCUCCCAGCAUCUAGUGCUAGUAACAAAAUGUAUGCUGCCAUCAAUGACUUCACGACCCCCGUGUUGCGGCUGUUGGUGAUACAGCUGGGGGCGGCAGCAGCAGGUCAACGUGAUGAACUACUUGGUGCGAUUCAAGGAAUCGGGAUGGCGUAUCAGCCUGCGAACAACGUCAUGCAGAUCCCCAUGCCGAAUGCGCAGGGAUGGGCAACCCUACUGGCCUUGGAUCAAACGGGAGCGAAAGCUGAGGUCCUGGGGCGGAUCUGGGAACACCCGCUGAACGUGCAGCAUAAUGGUGUUGGGCCUGGUGCGCCACCUCCUCCAAUUCAGGAACAGCCGGCUGCUGGGGCUGGAGCACCCCAAGCUCCACAGAACGAUGCAGCACUGGCAAACCCGAAAGACAUACUGCUGAUUCCGCUGGAGGAAAUUCAGGAUCACAGCACCUUUCAGCGGUGGUUAAAGGGCGUACGGCUCCAAGCCGAUACCCGCCGCGUCGGGUUCUGUCAGGAAAUUCUGGAUCAACUGUUGAUGGGUGCAAAUCUGGAAAUGACUGCGAGGGACAGCCAACUUGUUCUUCUACUGCAUCGAGCUGCCAGGGCUUCUCUCGGUAAAGACCUCGGUAACAGGAUCGAAGCAUCGGUCACGGCAAGCCAGGUGGUGGACAGCCUCCCCGGUGUGAUGAGCGAGCUCCUUCGUCUGUCGAUGUACUUCGCGCAGGCUCAGGUUGAGAAGGAGAUGACGGAGUUGCGCAACGCGCGCUGGCGUAAGGGCGACCUGCUCGCGUUCGUUGGACAGCUAAAGUCCAUGGCAGCGAAAUGCGGCAACGAGCUUCCCGUGGGACCAGUCCGGGAGCGCAUGAUCCGGGGCGUGUUGAUCAAGAACAUCUCAACAAAGGACCCAACGGCCGCACAAAUCGUUCGCGAUUUCAAAGGCUAUCCACCCAGCACCCCGGGAUAUGGCGCAGAGGAACUUGCGGAAAAAUGCUCUCGUAUCAUGUUCCUUGAGCAUUCCGGCGAGCAGCAGGCGCAAGUCUUCUCCGCUGAGCUGGAGGAACCGAAACAAGACCACCAGAAGGAGGCCAUGGCGAACAACGUGGAAACCCAUGGUGACGACAAAAAGCUUCAGUCGCUAAAGGACAUACAAGCUGAAACGCUCGCAAGAGCAGCUAAUGCUGGCGCGUGCAGGGAAAUUUGGUGGCCAGCGUGACCGUCCGGCACCCUACGGCGGUAAGGGUGAUCGCGGCAGAGGAAGCAGAAACGGCCAAGGCAAGGGCCACGUAAAGAAGGGGGGCCAAGGUUCAGGAGCGACGACGUGGAGCGAGAAGUACUGCUCGAUGUGCGCCAAAUUCUAUGGUCACGACGAAAGCAGAGCUUCCGCGUUUCGCAGCCACAACACGUCGGAGUGCAAGUGCAAGCUGACUCAGACGCCCAAGCCACCACCCCGUAAAGGCGAUGGCAAGCAGAAGAAGAAGGGCAGUCGCAAUUGACUAAGCGGCUGGAAAGACACCCUAAAGCUAGUCAAAAAGAGAAAAGAGAAGCUGCAUAAGCAGCAUAGAAAAAGUAGCCGUAGUAGUUUUCCGUUGGUCUCGUUGUUCGGAACAAGUUCAUCAUCAGAAUCUAGUGCAUUUUCAGUGUUCGCAUCAUCAUCAAUAGCAUCGUCUUCUUCUGCACCAUCAACACUACAAGCUGCUGAUACAGCAGAGAACUUUGCUCCAUCAAGUUCUUCUGCAUCUUCAGUCAGCGAAAAUCUCGAAAGACCAAGUAGUUCACAUUCAGCAGACAGUAGCUCUUCAUCAUCUAGUAGUGUUCCACCACCGACAGCACCUAGUCCACAGCAAUCUUCUAGUGCUACACCAUCGCCUUCUAGUCACAACCGCCACUACGUCCUCGUGGGACAAGUAGACAACAGUAACGACAAAACGAAUGAGUACUACAGCAAAAUCAUUGACUCCGGGGCGAGCGCACACAUCGUUCGUGGCCGGUCUCUUUUCAAAUCAAUUGACAACAGCAAAAUCGUCAGGGUUCGUGGUGUAGCUGGUGCCGAUACUGGACGCAUGGCACGUCUGAAGGGCAACAUCUUGGGCAGCAACAUGCAAGCAAUCUGGUUCCCAAAACUUCCGGUGCAGGCCUUGAUCAGCGUCAACAGGCUGAAAGACGACGCAUGGGAAGUCACGCUUUCUCCGCACGGAGACACAGCAACGAACUUGAUUGCAGGAGUGUUUGUCAGCUUAGGAGCAACCGAAAAAGGGCUCCCUAGCAUACCGAGUCUCGAGCUACGGCAAGGUGAUCCUCUUCCUGGUUUCUUCUGCUCUCCCAUGCGCGACCAGGAAUUUAGUGGUCUCGGUCUUGAUGAAGUUUUUGAGUCAGUGCCUCCCGCUGCGAGAAAGGCAGUAGUUCGUGCUGGAAGAAGGAGGCGAGGCCCUCGUGAUAAUCAAAAGUCUGUCCGUGAUAAACUUCUACAGCACUGGAGGAUGGCGCACAUCCAUGACAAGGGCGAGAGAGUAACAUGCCUCGACUGCGUGCAAGCCAAAUUCAGAGGGAUGGGAGCUGAUUCAACUAGCUCUACUGCACAAGAAAACAAUCCGUCCCUCAUGCUGUUUUCGACAGAUUUCCUCGGUCCAGUAAAGCCAACCACUUACCGCGGCAACAAGGUCGUCAUGCUGUUUGUGUGCAACUCCUCACAGUAUAUUGUCGUCCGCUCACUCCCUGCAAAAUCGUUCGCCCCUCAGGCAGUAGAAAGUUUUGUUAGGGAGAUUCGGAGAAAAGUAGGCGCCAAUAUACUGUCAGGGGAAGCAGCCACACAGCUGAUUUCCGUGGGGCUCAGAAGUGACAACGAAGCUACGCUAAAGUCGGCUGACAUGGAUUCGGUUUGUGAGCGAUACAACAUCGCGCAUUCGUUCAGCAUUCCGCGCAUGCCGUGGACGAACAGCCACGCGGAGCGAGCAGUUCAGAGUCUCAAGAACGCACUGAGAUCUGUGACGCUGCAUGUGGAUCCCCACAUUUGGGACUAUGGUCUCCGGGCCGUAGUUCAUGCUUGGAACAUCAUGCCAAGGCUAGACAAAGAGAGUAGCAUCGUACGCGCACCGCUAGAGACCCUAAACAGCAAGGUCCAAAACCCGAUGAACAGGGUGAACGUCGAGAACAAGAAAAAGUAUCUUCGUCGGUUUGGUUGUUUGGCUAUAUUUCGGCCUGGCAGGACGGAGUUAGCGAAACAAGACGAGAAAAUCUCAGUUCUCUCUCCGAGGGCACUUAGAGGCGUCAAUCUUGGUUGGAGCGACGAGAACUCCUGCUGGUUAGUUGGCUGUUUUCCCGAUCCAGCUUCAGAAAGAUUUGCUGUGUAUCAGUGCAGCAGCGUCGUUUUCUUGGAAGAGAUUCUGGCGUCAAACGUGAAACAGCUGUGCAGUAACAGCACUGCGGCCCUAGACGAACAAAUCCUAGGGAGGCUGAAGGCAUCGAUCGUUCCUGCUUCUGCUGAAGCUUCCGUUGGGGUAGUUCCAGGAACUGCCGUAGGGGAGUCGCUGAAGCAAGACCUAGAGGGAUCUUUGCCGGUAGGCCGCGCGUCAAACGCGACGCUUGAACACAUCGAUGCUCAUCAAGCUCCUGCUCCCACCGAGGACAGCGAGCCAAAAACGCACACCGAUGCGUCUGGUGCCGAACUUCCACCUUCCAAACAAGUGGAUGGUUCGCCGGCAGUCCAGUAUGGACCUCUUUUCCGCCCUGCCAGCGAGGUGAAGAGAGGUCGACCCAAAGGUGCUAAAGACAAGCAACCACGGGUCCGUCGUACGAAAGCGCAGAUCCUUGCGCAGCAGCGGCAGCAGCAGGAGUCUAGUUUUUACGAGGCGAUGUGCAGCCACCUCGAAGAAGAGGACGGUGAGGAACUCAUCGCAGCUGAAAUUUUUCUGGCGAAAGAUCGCGACGAGUACAACAUUCCGCCGGGUGGCACUACAACCCCGGGCAAAGCAUUCAGGCACGAAAAUCCGUACCGUCCGCGGUGGAUAGAGGCGACCCAAGUAGAGGCAGCAUGACUGGAGGCUUACCGCUGUUGGCGGAAACUUAUGGCUUCUGAGUACUCGGACUUCUACGCCGGAAAAUUGAAGUGCACACCGACCGCGCUGUUGUUAACGAGAAAGCGCUGCGGGCGCUUCAAAGCAAGGCUAGUGGUUCUUGGCAACCGUUGGCAGGCAGAAGCCAACUCGGACGUUUCGCUCUACGCAAGCGUCGUGUCGCACCUCGGAAACCGAGUAGCACUGAUUUCCGGGGCAAAAAGGAAGUGGUCGAUGAAGGCCUUUGACAUCGGCAACGCCUUCAUCCGUGCAAGCAUUCAGCACCACCGAGUAGUAGUUUCGAUCCCCGAGCAAUUCAGGGACGGCGAAGGAGAUGACGGGCGGCGUCUUCUCCUGAAAGCUUUGUACGGCCUUCCGAUCUCACCAAAGCUUUGGGGCGACCAAAUCGCCAAAGACCUUCGUAGCCUGGGUUGGACUGAAGCAGCAGCUGAGCCGGGAUUGUGGCGUAAAGUCGACGCUAGCGGCGAGCUGAUCGCAAUUUUGACCAUCUACGUGGGCGACUGCGUGGUGAUUGCGAAAACGGCUCAGCUGGUGGAUGAGUUGACUUCCCAGGUGCAUAAGCUGCACCCGGUCACGAUGAUCAACAUGGAAAAAGCACCAGAAGAAGCCGAUCUGCCCGAUGCCGUGAAGUUUGACUUGCUUGGUGCCGAUUGCAUCUACUCCAAACAGCAUGGAGUCUUGCGCAUCAAGAUGCGAACCUACGCCGAGAAAGUGCUAAAGAAGUUUGACAUGCAUCAAAAGGACCUAAAAACGCUUCCCACGCCGGACUUCGAGGAGGGUCUGCUGUACGACGAAAACGCAACUCCCUCAACCUUCCCGUUCAGAGCACUGGUCGGCGCACUUCAGUGGUUGACCGUGACAGCGCGCCCUGAUCUUGCAGCAGCCGUCAACAAGCUAGCACGAGCAACGGCCAACAAGGUCAACAAGGCGAUGGAAGCCGCUGGGCGCAGAGUACUUCGCUAUCUGGCUGGUGCCAAAGAUGUUGGCAUUGAGUACUCGCCCCAGGCAGAGCACAACUUCUAUCAGAAAUUAGCCGAACUACAGAGUCACCAGUCACCCAGACAACAGCAAUUCAGACCAGAAGUUGUUCAAUCACCCCGUUACUGCGUAUGGCGACGCAUCGCUUGCAUCAACAUGCCGUGCGUUGAAGAGCGUCACCGGAGUGGUAAUCUAUCUUUUCGGAUGUCCAGUUGCCUGGAAAUCGACGCCGCAGAGCGUAAUGGCUCAAAACACGAUGGAGGCAGAGUGGGUUGCAUCCAGCAAGGCCAUUGAGAUGGCAGAAGGGCCACAUCUUCUUCUGCAGUUCCUUCGAGGUAGAACCGAACUAGAGCAAGCAAAGGAUCAAGAAUCUGAUGCUGGUGCCAUCUUAUGCGACAAUCGCAGCGCGGUUUUAUCAGGACGGAAACCGCGACAAGAACUGAACAGAUCGACUAGGCACAUCGCGAUUAGGCACGGCAAAGUCCUCGAACACGGACAGCGGAUAGUGUUCGUGCCCACUCAAGAACAACGUGCUGACGCACUCACGAAAACGUCGAAUGCUGAGGCGCUUCGGAUCAUCUUCCCACAAGAAAGCAGGAGGAGCGAGGCGUUUGAAGUGCGAGAGGAAGUGGACUAUGUGGCUUGUUUCCUCGAGAUCCUGUGAUUUGUCGACUUGAACCACAAGGCCAAAAUUCGGGACCAGGGGCCCGGAAAAAUGGGCCUAAGGUUCAAGUGCCGAAGUCUCACCUGUUGACUUGUUCCAUAAGGCCAAAAUUCGGGACCAGGGGUCCGGAAAAAUGGCCCUAAGGCACAAGAGUGCGCGCUGAAGUCUUCAAAGCUCUAGUAUGUGAUGGUGUUGCAACUGCCUGAUGGCCUCUGUUUCUGUCUGUCUUUUGAGCUACAAGAUGAUACCGAUGACUACGAGACUCGAACCUUUGAUGAAACAUCUCCAACAACAAAAGUCCGACAUAUUAACCACUUGACUACUUGGACCAUUAAACUUGCAAAAGCGAAGUAUGCAAUAUCUUGCACAACAUAAGAGGCGCCUGAUGUACAACACUUUCGUCGACCUUAUAGCAAUACAUUUGAGCACCGAAACACGAAAAGUAGGCCUAGUUUUCUUGCCUUUUUCACACCCUAGCACAUGUAAGCGUAAAAUAAGGCGUAUCUUGGUAGUUUUGGUUGGUUUAAGUUUGUCUGAUUUUCUUGCUUUUGGUGCGCGAUGUUGCAUCGAAGGGGGGAAUGUCAGGCCGACUGAAUCAGAAUGUUCUCAUGAUCCCCUGAUCCCUUCGUCUUCCUCCAUGGUGUCACUUCAGGCUGUGAGAACCUAGGAGUUUGAUCAAGUGGUCAUGAUCUGAAGCAACCAAAGCGAUCUCACUGAAUCAAUGGUAAUCAACUGAUCUGGUUCAAUGGUAUCGCGCAACACUUCAACUUGAAGCACCAACGUUCGAAUCUUUGAAGAUGAAAGACUUGCAAACCCAUGAAUUCCGCACGAAAGCGCAUGCAACGAAGAUAACCUAAGACCUCAAACCUUUGAUGAUGGUGCUCCAUCCUUACCAUGAAUCCGCUACCAAACACACAGUGCUAGGUAGUCCGUUUACACUGACAGGGGCUCCAUAGGGGCACUAGCUUGAAAAGCUUUGCGGCCAGAGUGUCGAUAGAAUCGUGUCCUAACAAUAGGAUUUACUUAUAAAUAUGUUCCUGCUUUAUUCCUACUUAUUCAGGACGGUAUAGUUAGGAGGAUCCAGUUGCGGCAAGCGUUGGACUUCUUCGUUGUAUGAUGUGUCAGAGGAUGGCGAAUUAUGAGACGAUGUCAUGUGGCUGGUGGGGAAAAUUGUGACAGGUACUACAACAAAACACCUGUAGACAUCUUCUAUAGUGCAUGCUCACUGUAGUUUCGUCUGGUGUUCCUUUUUCUUCUAUAAUUGAUGUGAUCUAGUAAUCCGAUUCUGAUAUCGAUCAUCCUUCCCUGCUUUCCUACUACUUCUUCAGGUAUAGAAGGAGCUAACUUCUGCAUGCGUUGGACUUCUUCAUAUGUGUCAGAGGAUGGCGAAUUAUGAAGGUAAUACUUCUGCUGUUGGAGAUAUCAAAUUUAUAUAUAACUUUGUAACCGGCUACGGCUUCAAUUUCAAAAGCUUAAGAUGGCCUCUUCUUCAUUUUUUUCUCUUCAUCAGAGAGACUGAAUGAUCUGUCUACUCAUCCUCGGCUGUAGUAGGCCAGCAUUGAAAUCUAAAUGCUGACAGACAACAUUAAUACAACUUUCUUGACUCAGGUAUGAAAAAAUGUGCAAGCAUAAGUAGCAUUGCGAAAUACGAAUACAAUUGAUGUAACUGUUGGGAAAUUCGAAGAAAGUUUAGGAUAGACGUGGGAUUUGGAUGAACAAGUGCUGAUGCAAUGCUUCAACAUGGCAAACGAGAAGGUGAUGGGCGCACUGGAAUGGGUAAGAAGUGGUCCGAGGACGUGCGGUCUUCUACUUUUUACUUCUACGUAAACUAACACUAUCUAAUCCACAAAGAGUUAGUUUGGCAGUCCCUGAAGAUGGUUUUGUUGAAAUAGGGAAACGACGCGCUGUGAUUGAGUUUGCUUUUCAAAAAUACUCAGAAUGAUUGAAUUUGAAAAUGUUGAAGUGAUUCGUUUUGUUCACAUCAUAUCAAUAUCUACUCCGAGGUCGAAGAUUUCGCGAGCUUUGUUCUUGGAUGCCGUAGGCUAGAGCGAUUGACGACGCGCUUCGGUCCAUUAUCAUAGAGACAGAGAACAACUCAAAUACUAAUUAAUACAUCAUAUUAAGAUUCAUAGAUAUAUAUAAAUAUAAUCAAUUUGUUGUUGCAAACCCCCUCGGACAUUGUCGAACAACAUGAAAAUUGUUGACAUGUUGAGGUAAGUGACGUCAAAUAACCUACAAUCUAUUUCAUACAACAUUAUUGUUAUUGACAUGUUGGUUCGUCGUAGAAAAAAUAGCUUCUCUCAGUUCACCGUACUAACUCUCGACUCCUGGAGGAUCAUGUCUCGAGAAAGGGUCGACUUAUUUGGCCAUCACUAGAAGAACAGAGACAAACAUCAAAGAAACUGAGCAGAUAUUUAAUGUACAUUCAAGACGAACAUGAACACAGAGUAGAAGAAGACGAACACGGACUAGAUGGAAGACGAUGAACAUGAACACGAGGGUAGAAGACAAGACAGAUUAUCCAUGUUAUGAACCGCAGGUACUGGGUCAUCUGUGACUUCUACAGAACUUGCACAACUUUGUCUAUGUACAGCAACUACAUGUGCUCUUUCCUACAAAUAAUACAGACAAGAAUUAUACCGCAAAGCGCUCCACGUCCAUCAAAUGCACUUCCAUAUUGAUAUCAUUGAUAGAAUCACGGCACUGGCACUACUUGUUUGUGGCAAGUAACCAGUUGAACAGGGUGUGCCGUGAUUCUACACCAU
Messenger RNA from Amoebophrya sp. A25, 11483 nucleotides. The record is from the annotation of a GenBank genome assembly. Lineage: Eukaryota; Dinophyceae; Syndiniales; Amoebophryaceae.